GCGCCGAGGGUGACUGGACUUGCUGUGGGCUUCCAAGGCCCCGCGGCGCUGCGGGUUGUAUUGGCAGGAUACCGGAGGGCGGAAGUGCAGCGGGGCUCGGCUCCGACCUCCGCGCCGCUGCCUUCUGCGGCUGCGCGGGCUCUCGGGACUCCGGGCUCGCGCGGCUCUGCGGGACAGUGGGUCAAGCACCCUGCGCCGCCGCCCUGCCAGAGCCCGGGAUCCGAGCGUCUUCACGGGUGCGGGAAGCCGGAGAAGGAGCUGGCGUUUCUGUUUGGCUUUGGGUGAGAAAAGAAUUUAGCCUAUAUGCACUGCUUUAACCAUUGGAAGAAUGACAGAUGACAAAGAUGUGCUUCGAGAUGUGUGGUUUGGACGAAUUCCAACUUGUUUCACCCUGUAUCAGGAUGAGAUAACUGAACGGGAGGCAGAACCAUAUUAUUUGCUUUUGCCAAGAGUAAGUUAUUUGACGUUGGUAACUGACAAAGUGAAAAAGCACUUUCAGAAGGUUAUGAGACAAGAAGACAUUAGUGAGAUAUGGUUUGAAUAUGAAGGCACACCACUGAAAUGGUUUUGGGGUGUUAACUUUUUAUGCAUGAUGUCACUUUCAUAG
Leptonychotes weddellii (Weddell seal) is the source of this 607-nucleotide messenger RNA. Lineage: Eukaryota; Metazoa; Chordata; Mammalia; Carnivora; Phocidae. The record is from RefSeq and is a predicted model, not a curated record.